Stereum hirsutum FP-91666 SS1 is the source of this 264-nucleotide messenger RNA. RefSeq lists its product as uncharacterized. Gene Ontology annotation, molecular function: structural constituent of ribosome. The transcript is spliced from 3 exons. The coding region runs from base 1 to 264 and encodes 87 amino acids. Gene Ontology annotation, biological process: translation; mitochondrial translational initiation. The record is from RefSeq and is a predicted model, not a curated record. Lineage: Eukaryota; Fungi; Basidiomycota; Agaricomycetes; Russulales; Stereaceae. Gene Ontology annotation, cellular component: mitochondrial small ribosomal subunit; ribosome.
AUGGCUACGCUUCCCCGGCCAAAGGAUACUUAUGCAGGCCGUAGCGUCGAAGUCAGGGAGUCAGAGUUCAACGUGGCUCUCACGAAGCUGAAGAACAUCGUCAGUCGGAACCGGGUCAGGAGGGAGGCGCAGGAUCAGAGACGACAUGAGAAGAAGGGUUACAAGCGGAGAAGGUUGGCAAGUGUUCGCUGGAGGAAGCGGUUCGCGUACGAGGUUCGGAAGAAGAUCCAGCUCGUCAACGCCAUCCGUGCGCGGGGUGCAUGA